AGUGCUGUUUUUUUAAUUUUUUCAAUAUUCCAUUCACAUAUCGGAAAAUACACCUAGUAAUCCAUCUAGUAUGAAUGUGAGUCUUAGAGUAUAAGUGAUAAUUUGAUAACAUUUCUGGCUGCAACAUGUCGAACACUGCGAAAUAGAGGGAUCAAUGACCAUUUUCCAUGGUAUGCGACUUCGUGACUAUCACACUGGCAGGUAAAAUCACAUCUACAGGAUGGACGCACAUAGUAAUCAUGGAUCAACAGGCCAAUUGUCUAACGCAAGCGGUAUUGGGCCAGGGGGUAUGCAUCACUCUCUAUCUACUCCUGCUGGAGUAGAUGGAGGAGGUAGCAGAACACCACCACCAACACCUAAAAAGGGUGGAAAAAUGCUAGCAAUAAGGAUCCAAAUGUUAGACGACACUGUGACAAUCUUCCAAAUUCAAGCCAAAGCAAUAGGAAAAGUACUUUUUGAUCAAGUUUGUAAACAACUGCAUCUUUUGGAAGCUGACUAUUUCGGAUUAGAAUAUGCCGACACCGGAGGAACCAAAUAUUGGCUGGAUCUUCAGAAGCCCCUAUCCCGACAGUUGGGUCUCUCUCUGGUGGAUCCAUUAUUAUAUUUUUGCGUCAAAUUCUACACUCCGGAUCCUGGUCAACUGGAGGAAGAAUUCACCCGUUACUUGUUCUGUCUACAAGUCAAGAGAGAUUUGGCGCAAGGCGUCAUGCAAUGUAACGAAAACACUGCAGCUUUGAUGGCUAGCUAUAUCGUACAGGCAGAGUGUGGCGAUUUCGUCACCGAGGAUUAUCCUGACCACACUUACUUGUCCACAUUCAAGUUUGUUCCUUCUCAAGAUCAUGAAAUGGAAAGAAGGAUCAUGGAGAAUCACAAAAAGCACGCAGGUCAAUCUCCUGCAGAAGCCGAUUUGAAUCUUCUGGAAACCGCGAGAAGAUGCGAACUUUAUGGAAUCAAAAUGCACCCGGCUAAGGAUCACGAGAAUAUUCCACUCAAUUUGGCGGUAGCUCAUAUGGGCAUUUUGGUAUUUCAGAACUACACCAAAAUCAAUACUUUUUCGUGGGCGAAAAUCAGAAAGAUAUCGUUCAAGAGGAAAAGGUUCCUGAUAAAGUUACAUCCGGAAGGCUAUGGUUUUUACAAGGACGCAGUCGAAUUUCUUUUCGAAGGAAGAAACGAGUGUAAGAACUUCUGGAAAAAGUGUGUGGAAAACCAUGGUUUCUUCAGAUGUUCGUCGGUUAAAAACGUGUCGCGUCAUAAAACAAGGGUUUUAUCACGAGGAAGUUCUUUUAGAUAUAGUGGAAAAACGCAGAAGCAAAUCAUCGAGUUUGUCAGAGACAAUUAUGUGAAACGGCAAGCUUUCCAAAGGUCGGCUUCGUUCCGGCAUUCAAGCGCUCAUUCUAGCGCAACCAAUAUGCACUCCAAUACUGUGGGCAACAGCAUUUCAGCCCAUCCACUGUUGCCACUCGCCGACGCCAACCUGAGCGUGGAAGCAGCCAAACUCUCAGCGUCUCUGGGCUCGACGGGAUGGUCAGCAGCGGCAGCGGACCGCCCGGCUUCUCCGACGACGAAGCCAGCCUAUCGCCAUCGCGUCACACCUACGACCUGGAGCUCGGACAGCAGCACCACCACCACCAACCAGCGCAGCACGCCGCAAGGAGAACGCACCGAAACUCGGCUACCUGCACCUCCGAAGAUGACGAGCACGGCCUCGUCUCCUCCGACGACGCGAUCGCCGUCUCCGGAGAGUUCGCCGAUCGCCACCAGUCGUACCAGAAGUGCGAAUAUCGACGAUCGCAAGAAGACAGGAUCUUUGGAUGCCCGGAGACCCCAGUACAGCAGCCCCCAUCGAGACGUUCACGAAGCGGCAGUUCACAAGACAGACACAGAUAACAACAAGGUGAAAUCCCUUAGUUUCGCGGAAAAACUGAACGGGAGCCAUCUUUCUCAGCUGAACAACAACCUGUCAUACCUGACGUCGACGCCCACGAACCGGACGCCCAACGAAAAAUUGUCCGAUCUAUCUCUGAACGCGACCAACGGUCACUACGAGUUGGAGAAGGCGGACAAGCUGAGUCCGAUCAGGAACUACAACAACGAGCAGUUGAUGAACAGUCUGAACGCCAACAACGACAUCAGCGGCAUCACCACCACCAUUAUAGCUGAUAUCGAGGGAGAGGUGAAGAAGAAACACAAGUUCGUGGAGAAGGGAUAUUACAUGGCCAAAGAAAUCUACAUGACUGAAAUUACUUAUAAGAAGGAUUUGGAUGUUAUUAAUGUGUGGUUUAGGGACGAUGUAGGAAGGUUAGCCGUGGAAGAAUGCGAAUCGCUCUUGACCCUGAUAAAGCCCCUGGCUGAAGCCCACGGUUCUUUACUCAAGGACUUGGAGAACAGAAUCCACGGUUGGGAUUGCAAAGGGGGAUGGAGAUCCUCGCAGGGGAAGAUCGCGGAUGUCUUGCUCGCUCAUCUGCCGCCUCUCAUAUCGCUGUAUCAGGAGUACAUGGACGAGCACAUCAACGUACUCGAGAAUCUGGACGUCGCCUUCAAGCAGAAUCCGCAGUUCGAGCAGACUUACAGGGAGUUCGAGACGCAGAAAGUGUGCUAUUUACCUUUUACCACUUUCGUGCUGCGUCCCCUCCACAGAUUGAUCCAGUAUCGAUCUCUCAUCGAUCGGCUGUUGAAAUAUUACGGACCGAACCAUCCGGAUCGUAGCGAUUGUCUCACCGUCGCCAACUGUCUGAAAGCGAUCAUCGAUCCGGUACCGGAGAUCCUCGAAGAGUCCGAGAACAUUUCCACCUUGUGCGAGUUGCAAAAGGACAUCGUCGGAUUCGACAAUCUCUACCAGCCGGGCAGGAAGUUCAUAAGGCAGGGGUGUCUGCUCAAAUACUCCAAGAAGGGAUAUCAACAGAGGAUGUUUUUCUUGUUUUCAGACAUUCUGCUGUAUACGUCUCGCUCUCAGGCGACGCUGCAGUUCAGGGUACACGGUCACAUGCCCCUCAGAGGCGUGCUCAUCGAGGAGCCGGAGGGGGAAUUGGCCAACUGCGGAUUCAUAAUUUACGGUGGAAGCAGGUCUCUUAUCGUCGCCGCCAACUCUCACGACGAUAAGGAAAGAUGGAAGACCGAUCUCAAGGCGGCCAUUCAAGAGGCCAAAGACAAGAGCGAUACCAAAACGAAUUAUCUUAGUUUGAAAAGUUACAGUUCGUCUGAGGAACUGAUAGAUCAUUGCGGUAAUGAUGUAGGCACUCAGACUAAGGCGACAGCCCAAAGAAGUAAUACGACAGUACAUGUGUGCUGGCAUCGCAGCACUAGCACUGGGAUGAAGGAUGAACUUUUAGUUGUUGAAAAUCAACUGUCUGGUUUUCUGUUGAGGAAAUUCAAAAGUAGUAAUGGCUGGCAGAAACUUUGGGUGGUAUUCACGAAUUUCUGCCUGUUUUUCUACAAGGGUUGUUUCGAUGAAUUUCCUCUAGCCUCUUUGCCACUUUUAGGGUAUACGAUCGGAUUACCCACUGUGGAAGAUGCUAUUUAUAAGGAUUUUGUAUUCAAAUUGCAGUACAAGAACCAUGUUUACUUCUUUAGGUCCGAGUCGGAGUAUACUUUCAACAGGUGGAUGGAAGUGAUCAGUAAUAUAACACAGAGCAAAUUAAAGAAAAAACUCGCGCAAUUAGUGGAUGAGGAUUCAAUACAGAUUUCACCGGAAAAAUGAGAGUAUACUCGACUUCCCCAAUUUUCUAAUACGAAAAUAUCUUAAGCGUUCAACUGACAUUCUGAAUUAACAUUCUUUCCACUAAAGCAUUUCCGAACAGGUUUAUCAUAUUGAAAACUUUUUCCGAUGAGUUACUGCAGGUUUCAGUAUCAAAAAAGUAUUAUUUAUUGUUCAGUAUUAACAGUAAGGACGAAGACUGUACAACUCAUUCCUGCAUGCAAUACAAAGUGCCUUAUUCCACUUUACCUGUUAGGACUAUUGUAUAAAGUUAAACCAAAUCUACAUAUCUUCGUAGGCAGCUUUUACUUAAAACUUGCAUCUUCUAUUGAAUUGUUGAAAGAAAUUUCUAGAAAACUAUACAUAUUGAUCAAUUUGCAAAUAAUUUAUUUAUAAUGGGUUAUUUUCUUACCAUGAAUUUUACAUAAAAUUAUUUAAUUAUGGAUGUAUAUACUCAAGAAUAAAAGAACUCAUGAACAAAAAA
Messenger RNA from Coccinella septempunctata (seven-spotted ladybird), 4178 nucleotides. It is a transcript of the gene Cdep, whose product is annotated as FERM, ARHGEF and pleckstrin domain-containing protein 2. The transcript has 19 exons. Bases 221 to 3697 code for a protein of 1158 amino acids. Lineage: Eukaryota; Metazoa; Arthropoda; Insecta; Coleoptera; Coccinellidae. Gene Ontology annotation, cellular component: cytoskeleton. Gene Ontology annotation, molecular function: cytoskeletal protein binding; guanyl-nucleotide exchange factor activity. The record is from RefSeq and is a predicted model, not a curated record.